This is a messenger RNA of Teleopsis dalmanni, 4682 nucleotides long. RefSeq lists its product as uncharacterized. Gene Ontology annotation, cellular component: endosome membrane. Bases 320 to 4612 code for a protein of 1430 amino acids. The transcript is spliced from 10 exons. Gene Ontology annotation, biological process: regulation of protein localization; Golgi organization; lysosome localization. Lineage: Eukaryota; Metazoa; Arthropoda; Insecta; Diptera; Diopsidae. Gene Ontology annotation, molecular function: kinesin binding. The record is from RefSeq and is a predicted model, not a curated record.
CUCAUUCCACAAAUCGUAUGAGUGUGAUUAAGAAUAUGCAGUAUUUUACUAAGAAUAGCUGAGUUGUUAAUUAACAAGUUAUAUGUUUAUAUAGUGAUUAAAUAAGUUAAUUAUAUAUCAAUUCAAAACAAAAAAACAAAAGAAAAAAAAAUAAAUGGAUUUUCUACGACAAAUUCCAGAAGAUUGUAAUUUUAUCCAGUUCUAAUUGGCAAAUCAAAAGACACACUCUUCAAUGAAAUGUAAUUUUUUUUGAAUUUUUGUAUAAAUUAAACAUUUCAAAUCACACACAGAGAGAUCAUCUUCUAGUUAUGAUGUAAUAAUGGAGUCACCAUUGGUUGCCAGUUUAAAUGAAAAUAUUUUAGAUAAUCGAUCAAGUAAACAAGAUAACGGACAAAACAUGAUAUCCAGCGUAAAUAGUACAUUGGAAGAUACAACUCCAAGUGAUUCAGGUGUGCAAAUGCUUGAUUCUGAGUCAAGUGAAUUUAUGAUUGAAUCAAUAACAUCACAAACUGGCUUUGAUUUUGAUGAUAUUAAGGCACAAAAUCCUGUUAAGGAAUUGACAUCAUAUUCUGCAAUGGCUUCUUCAAAUGAACUGAAUGGAUUGAUACAAGUAGCUGCAAUAGAGACUGUAGAUACGAAUUCAAAUGUAACUAAAUGUACAUCAAAUAUAGAGGAAGCUAUGACAACAAGUACAUGCUCAACUUUUGAUACAACAGAAAAUAUUGUUUAUAGACGUAAAGUUCGCAAGACUCAAUCAGGUCCAAAAGUGCCCAAGAAACGUGUUUCUUUUCAUGAGGAUAUACUAAAAAAUACGCGCACUGAUAAUAUUCACAUUGAACAUGGAUUUAUAACAUAUAAAAAUGGGCGGAAGUUACUACCAAAAACUGGUGUAGCAGGACGUUAUUCUUGGUGCUCAGAGGGAGAUGGCAGAAGUGAGGUUCCGACUGAAUUAUGUGCUCAGUUGCAGGGUGAAGAAGAUUGCGAUAGUAGACGCAGGCGUCGUGUUGUAUAUCGUAAUGCUUGUUCAGAUGUUUUAGAUUAUGGUAAUUCAGAUGUUUAUGAUACUAAUGAAAGCCAUUGCUUACAAUAUGAUAAUUCCGGAGUUUUUGAGUAUCAGCCACAAAGAGAUGGCAGUAGCAUUAAAGGUUCUGGUGCUGAGACUCAUCAUUUAUACAGAUGCUCUUGUUCUAGUUCUAAUUCUAGUCUUGAUUCGGAAGAAAAUGAUAAAAACUCAAACCGGCAAGAGUAUGCACAAGCUAAAAGUAGUUCUUGCGAUUGCAUUGGUAUAAGUAAUGCAAACAAUAAUUUAAUUGGUGAUAAUUGCUAUUUUUCUGAACCAAAUAUUGAUAAUAUUAAUGAGAGUUCUAAAAAAUCUGUAUGGAAUAAGGAAAAGAAGCCGAAAUCAAGCUGUUUAAAAAAGACGAACACAAAUUUUAUAUAUGAACAAGAUAUUAAUUCAAAAGUUAAAAAAUUCAACGUUCAUGACAUGAACAUGCUACUUGAUAAUAGUAGUAAAAUGAUAUUCGGUUCUCUUAAGAGCAUAUUUACUAUGCCUUUGCCGGAAAGAGGUGUUCCUGAAGGGUCCGAAGAUUUGCAAGCAGUAGUUGAAUGCUUGCCUGAAAUGGAACAACAAGCGUCUGCUGAAUUGAUGAGGAAAGAACUAUGCAAAUAUCCUUCAGAAUCACCACCAUUAAAAGCAAAACCUUUUCUUAGUAAAAGUCUAGAUGGAUCAAAACAAAAUCAAACUACUAAGAAGUUUGUACAUAACGUUGAUGAACAGUUACGUCGCAAAAAUAUGAAUGUCGAUCUUUUGGUUCUAAAAAAUGAAGAAGAAACUGAAUCUGUGGUAAGAAGUAUUCAGCGACAAGAAGAGUUUGAUAAGGAUGAUGUUUUAACAACUGCAAUUGAAGCUGCAAGUGCAACAGAAGUUCAAGUAGAAACUAAGCAAUUUCGAAAUAAAUUUAUUAUAAAUUGUGAAAGCACAGUUUUCGAGCACACCGGGGUUUCGUAUGAAAAGAAUUCAUUUAUUGAAGAUGGUCAAAAUAAAUAUUUAAAUUUCGCAGAAAAAAAUACACCAAUAGCACAACCAGAACACAAUCAAUUGCGUAACGCAUUUAUAUCGGUUCCAAUUGCAAAAACUUUUUCUAAUUUUUUUCGUGGAUUUAAAGAGUCAAACGCAAGCACUCCUUUGCAAAAAUCUUCAAAGAAGAGCUCUAAGCAACAGGAAAAUAAAGAAAUUCAUACACCUGACAAUGACAUAGCACCCAUAUCAUUAUCGUCAUCAGUAAAAUCUGAUUCAAUAAAUUCUACAAACUCCCAAUCGCAACCAAAGUUAAAGAAUUCGGUAAAUACAUGCAGCAGUACAUGCAGCUUGGUUAUAGGUCAAGAUUUUCGAAGCACAUUAGAAAAGCAGUCGCGUCAUCUUCCAUCACCAUUAAAGAAACGCACAAGUAUUAAUAAUUUAAUGAUACAACCACCUCGAUACGGAACUAGUGGUGUCAAUACAAUGAGUGAACAAAACAGUUUACUAAGUCCAGAUCUAUUUAAUGAUUAUGCUGGAGUACGGGGCGGUAAUGGCCGCGACUCUAAAAGUACAAUUCUUAGUGAUGAAUUCGAUGAUAUACUUACAAUCACUACUGAUACCGAUAAAAAUGAAAAUGAUAUUGUUAUAGUGGAUUAUCCAGAUUCGAAUGAUCGACAAAAUUUUACAGAUUGCCCGAAUUUACUGAGACCGCCACAGCAGCCCGCAAAAACAUCUCUUAUAAAUCGAUUUUUACGUAAUGUAACGCAAAAGAAAAUACUUGAAACUUCAAUACGAAAAAAUGAUUUUUUUGCUGGGAAACUUAAGAAUGAGCAGAAACUAUUUGCGAAUGAUUUAUAUGUUCCAGGAGUACGACCUAAGAAUUAUGAUCUCAUUGACGAUUUGAAUGCAGAAAUAGCAAUGGAAAUAGAAAUGUCUGGAGUUAAUUCACCUCGCCGCGAAUUAAUAAACAUUGAAUCAGAUUUGAAGGGGAAUGUAGCACGAUUUGAAUUGGGUAUUGGUGAGAUAUCGGUCGAUAUAUUUAAUGGACAUCAUUUACAUAUUUUGCGUGAUAAAACAGAGCAAUUAAUGAAGGUAUUUAAAUUAUAUACUGGAUAUAGUCGUGAAGGUUUUAUGACUCCGGUGCUUGUAUUUUUAACUGAUACAGCGUUGUAUGUAACAGAUUUGGUAAGGAAUCGGUUAUGUUCAAAAUUUGUGCUUCCUUAUGUUGAAUUAGAUGUUAUAUUGAUGGGUCCUUAUGGAAAUACUGUGCUGCUUAGUAAUAGUAUGCGUGAUAUGCAACAGGUUUUACUUGCCGGUGGUCCUUAUCCAGCUUAUGGACUUGUGGCAAAUUUAGAAUUGUGUACUCGGCGUAGCGGUUCGAUUUUGCCAGCUGUUGGACAAUUGACACUUGAGCAUUUAGCACCAUUAAGAAAAUUUGUUCGCGAGAAUUCGUCUGUGGGCAAAAAUGAUAUAUGGAUGUAUUAUGCUGUCGUUAAUAUACCAGUUGGUACGAUCGGUAAUGAGCAGGAACCCUUGGGACCGAAUAUCAAAGGAUUUUUAAUGCAUAGACGGGUAAAAUCUUAUAAUGCAGGUACUAAACAAGGAUGGAGUCCUGGUUACUUUUUACUAAAAGCGGGUGUUUUGUACAUGUUUAACGAUUCUAAUAAUAAACUUCCUAGCUGGGCUAUGGCAUUAGCAGAAUGUCAAGGUGCUAGACGUGCAAUUAAUACGGGCAGACCACAUUGCUUUGAAAUUAUGUUGAAAAAAGAGUUAUUGCAAUUAGCUGCUCCGGAUGAGUAUGUUGCUUCGGAAUGGUUACAAGCGCUGUUACAAUCAGCAAGUGGGCUUUUUGAAAUGCAAAAAAAACAUAAAACGUUGGGGUGCAGCUUGGUGGUAACUGAAAAUUAUUUAAUCACUUUGAGAGAAGAUUUUACGGCACCAUUACAAAUAAACCAGCAUAAUAAUCCGCGAGAUUUGAGAAAUGAAGAAAGAAAAGAUAUGGCAGAGCUGCAUUAUACUAAUAACGAUACGGGCAGUUUGUUGAAUUCUGCUUUGAGUACUCCAGUGAAAGGUACACAACGUUCUUGGUCAUCAGCAAACUCAACACCCACAAUGUUAUCUCAGAUAUCAAAAUCUACGUUAGGUGCAGGUGGAAGCACAUUAUCAUCUACACCAACAUCUGUGAAGCAAACAACAAAAGCGGCGAACAAUCUAUCAAACUAUUCGAAUAUGUAUAGUGUUUAUGGUAUUAAGUCAGGGUUGGAAAUACUAACUUGCGCUGAUAUUAAGGAUAUGACUGGUAUUAAAAUACCAUCACAUAAUGAUACUUGGUGGUGUAUUUUAGAAUUUUCAUGCCAAGAAGUACGUGAAUGUACAGAUGAUUUGGUUAUAUUUUUUUCGAGUAGCUCGGAAAUGCAAAGAUUUUUAAGACUUUUGGAACAAUUAUGGCAGUCGAAAAAUAAUGAUUUAUUCCCUAUUACUGUACUGGAUGAGGAUGAUUUGAUUGCUGAGCAGUGUACUAUGCUCUAUAUUGAUAUUAAUCGUUCAUGGGAGCCUUUAUUGUCAGCUGCUUUAGGUUAUCCUUUGUAAACGUAAUAAUUUGAUUAAAUGCACUUUUUAGAAUAAUACAUAUAAGAAAAACAUAAUAAUAACCUAUCCG